This is a messenger RNA of Centruroides sculpturatus (bark scorpion), 2495 nucleotides long. Its product is annotated as para-nitrobenzyl esterase-like. NCBI's taxonomy places the organism in Eukaryota, Metazoa, Arthropoda, Arachnida, Scorpiones, Buthidae. The record is from RefSeq and is a predicted model, not a curated record. The coding region runs from base 185 to 1987 and encodes 600 amino acids. The transcript has 8 exons.
AAGUCGUUUAAUUAUUGGUUAAGACAGUUCACAUUUUAAUAAAGGAGUCCGUAAAGCGGGUUAAUAUUCGCUUCCUAUCAGAAAGAUAGCUUCCACGGAACAUGCGCAGAACGGGGUAGGUCCUGUGCCCGUCUUUCUUUCUUCAGUCUACACUUGACCCUGUGGUCAAUGAUGUGAGCUAGUCAUGUCGUUAUUCCUGGCAAGUCGAAGUCCGUACAGCCACCUGGAAGACGAGGACGACGUUGUACGUCAGGUGGUUAACAACAGAAGAGUCAAAUGGCACCAACGUCUGCGAUUAGCCACGGGGAUAUUCGCUGCCAUCCUGGCAGGAACCGUCGUUCUUGUUGUUGGUAUCAUCUCAUUGCCGACACUGUUACAGAGGUUUUCCUCCGGAAAAUCGAAAUCCGACCGUAUAGAAAUCGUCUUUGCCACAACUAACUGUGGCCUGUUAGUUGGAGAAGUGGAAGAAGGCUCUUACGUCUUUAAGGGUAUUCCGUAUGCCAAAUCUCCGGUUGGUAAUUUAAGAUGGAGAAAACCGAUUCCUCUUUGGUCAGACAGCCAGUGGUGCAGACCGAAUCGUAAAUUAAAUUGUAAAAAUUUCGGUCCACCUUGUUUUCAACUUAAUCCUUACACACGCCAGUACGAGGGGAGCGAAAACUGUUUGUAUCUCAACGUGUGGACACCCACUCUACAGAAAAAUGUGGGUUUGAACGUCAUGAUAUGGAUCCACGGUGGCUUCUUGCAGUUCGGUAGUGGCCAUCAAGCAGGCUUGAGCCCGAGUGGGAGGUUGGCUAAACAGUUAAAUACAGUGUUUAUCUCUUUUAACUACCGUCUACACGCUCUGGGAUUUUUGGCACUGGACCUUUUGGAACCGGACGAAGUCACUUAUGGUAAUUAUGGCUUCUGGGAUCAAGUGGAGGUAUUACGUUGGGUGUCGUCCAACGUUCACUUCUUCGGUGGAGACUCUAAUAAGGUGACCGUUUUCGGUGCUGACGUGGGCGCAGCCAGCAUCUUGACCUUUAUGACCUCGAGCUUGACACGUAACCUAUUCAAUUCGGCUUGGUUAAUUGGACCUUCCAUGAUAUUCAAUCGAACUUUAGAGGACGUAUCGAGGAGAGAACAUGCAAUAUUCCUAAAGAGGACGGGUUGCGGGUACAACGCUGAUUGCCUGAGGAAAUUAACAGCCAAAGAGGUCAUUAACACCUAUUUAGGGAAAGAUGACCCGUCGUUUCGAGUACGAGAUCAGAACGAUCUACCCAUUCAGGGAAUUUACCCCGAACAAUUCUGUGUUAUUGAUGGGAGAUUAAUAACAGGAACCACAGAAGAGAUAUUUCAGUUAGGACAGGUGACCGAUGUGGCUCUGUUGAUAGGUACGGGAGCUCAAGCUGUUGAUGUCUGGCCCGGUCCCGAUGAUAUACGUCGUUGGAGUUGGAGCCAAUACAAGAAAUACGUCACUACCAGUUUGGAUAGUUUUAAACCCAAAGUUAGCGAAUUGGCUUUACGUAUCUACAAUGCUUCUUUGCCUGUUGAAAUUCCCGUCACGCCCGAGUAUGUUUACACAACUAUGGUGUCAGACGUGAGGCAAACAUGCCCAGUCAAUGAACUAAGUGAAUUGUUGGCAGGUUGCCUGACUUCACCAGUUUAUCGUUACGUUAUCUCUUCCAAACCAUCCAAACCGGCGAGAAUAUACGAUUACAAUGCAAUUUAUAGUUUCCACUUAUGGGACAUUGUGUCGUUCUUCGACAAACAGGAAUUCUUCGUGGGUACCACCUCUAGAGAAGACGUGGCAUUCCGCGAUUCGUUGCAGCAGGUGGUCUUGAAUUUUGUUAGAUCUUCCGGCACCUCCACGGGAAUUUCUGGGUGGUCCAAAUUUCCUAAAAGUGUGGCCGUCAUCUCCGAUAACAUCACAAUACAACUGAAUUAUUCCAAGAUGAAAUGCAAGUUCUGGAAGAAUCAUGGAUUCCACGUCUACACGUGGGUUAGUUAGAAGAAUGGAAGAAGAGCAGAAGGGGAAGAGAGAGAGUGGGGAUUAUUAUGUAAUUUAUGGUGAAUUUUUGGAGUCUGUCCACAUUUUAAAUCAAAGAUUUAUGUAAAUCUGAAAGCAGAAAAAAAACCUGAAAUCUGGAACGAACAUUGGCAUGGUUUGAUAGCUUUUAAUUUUUUACUCUUGCAUACAAAUUCCAUCCAUUUCUUUCAACGUGGAACUGUGCAGUUGGAACUGGAUUAAUUCUUCAAAUAAAACGCACAAUUAAUAGUAUUGUCUUAGUACAUUUGUAUACAAGAAAAGAGCGUAAGUAUUGUUUAAGAAUUCAGUUUAGAUCUUUGAAUUUCUUCAUUAUAAACAAUGGAAUUAUAUAUCCAUAUAUGGAACAAAUUUCAACAUCAUCUUUGUAUUUGUUUUAAUUGUGAAACGAAACAAUUUUAAGAUUCUAAAUGUGGAAAAAAAAACAAAUGAAUUUCUCAUCGACAAUCAACAUCUUUCAUUUAUUAUCAUU